AUGGACAUUGCCGCCCACUCCGAGCUGCUUCAUUCACGCUACGGCGCGUGUGUGCCUCUUGUCGGCCCCGCCCGUGCCUCACCGCGGGGCGGUACCAACGAGCAGAGGGGUGAUAUCGCCUACCUCUCCUCUGUCGAGACGCCGUCUGAGGUGUGUCUGGGCCUCGCUUGUGUGGCGCGGCGGCGCGGCGCAAGAGACACACUGCUCGUGUUUGUCCCCUUCGAUGAGCCGAGGAACGAGAUAUUUGUGGAAUUACCCCUCGUGGCCUUCAGGGACGCCGAGGACCCGGCGAGGCGGCGGGGCCUGCAACUCCUUCCCCUCAACGAGUACUCAUUCCUUUGUUGUCGUGUCAAAGAUGGGCUUCCGCCGCGCAAAGGUCUGUUCGUCACUUUCCGCUCUAGCGCCGCACAAAAGCGUUUUCAAAAUGCGUUUCGGCAGGCGGUUUGCGACGGUGCCAUGGAUGACUCGCGCCAAGGCUGUGGUAUUCCCCAAAACAUUACAGUGGGCAACGAGGCGGUAAAUGAGAAUUAUACCGAGGUGGUGGCGACACGGGGGGGCACCAAGCUCAUGUCACCGUCCAAUGGAGAGCGGGUAUAUGAAACUGCGUCGUUUAUCGAUGGACUUCUCGCGGAGCGCGACCGGCGGCGGGAGGCAUACCUGACAGACACUCGUAGCCAGCCGCCAACGGAUGGGCGGCAGAGCGGCGAUACGGGAUUUAGUGCCUGGGCACGGCAGCAUCAGGCAUCGUACCCCAAGACGUGGAAUAUGCUCGCUGGUGCGGCGGAGCGUCAGGUGGAGAUGGAAAGGCGCGCACAACACCGCGAUGGGAGUAGGGCCGGGUGGCCCUCCUCUACCAGUGGAGUCUCUCGGGAGCAGCUUCACCCGCCCACGCUUGAGGGGCGGGUGGCUCGUCUUGAUGAAAUGCGCGCUGCGAUGGAAGUCUUUGACAGCAUGAACGAGGCGCAGGGGUGUGGUGAAAUGAGUCUUAUGGGGGCAGCUCGUGAGUUUCUUCGCCAGCACCAGGACAACCUUUGUCGACUUGAACAGGGAGGUGGUGCAAUGUGGCCAUCGCAGCCGCCGGCUAAUGACAAUCGUGAUGACGUUCCGUUACCCUCUGGGGACGCAACGCAGCAGCAUUCAGUAAAGCUACCACUAGAGGGUGCACAAGAAUCAGGGGUGGCAGCGUCACUUGCGCAGCAAGUGCGAUAUGAUGGUUUACGGCUGCAACAACCACAACUAGAGAAGCCACGAGAAGAUUAUUAUCAUUAUCAGCAGCAAAGACAAAAUCCAGCGCCAGAGAUGACGGCAAUGCCGCAACCCAACGCAGGUGCCGCUGCGCCGUCGAGAGGAUCUGAAUCAUUGGGGUCAGGAAAAGGCGCUGUAGAUCCUCUCUUUUUACCUCAUGGUUCGCAAAGGAAGAUACAGGAAGAUCUGCGGCGCGCACGCGAAACAGAGUCACGCAUCUUGACUGCGCUUCAAAAGGCGCCGUCGAAGUCAACAUCUGCCAAGAGCAUGUUUGGCAGUACCCCAGGGACANCUUUGCUUCGCCCUUCGCCAUCAGACGUGGGAGCGGGAACGGGUAUAGGAACGGAAGGAGGAGGAGGUGAUAUCGCCAUGCCUUCUCUCGAAGCGACCGACACGACGGUGCCGUUGGUGGCACCACCAAUACAUAUCGAAGAUGUGGUCAGCGAACCUGCGAAAGAGUCGCCAAAGACCACCAAAGAGGAGACGCCACGUUGUGGAAGCGGGUGGAAUGCAGUACGGGACCCCUCCAGCGGCAAGUAUUACUACGUCCAUACUGCGACAAAAAGGACGACAUGGAAGGUAGAAGAGACAUUUGAAGGUGAAGAACAUCAUCAUCAUAAGCCGCAGCAGGAGAAGGAGAAGGAGCAAGGAAAAGCGGUGAAUGAGGCACCAAAGUGUGGCCCUGGGUGGCGUGCGGUAACAGACCCGCGCACCGGUCGCACAUACUACGUGAACAAGUCGACCAAUGCGACGACAUGGAAACUAGGAGAAACUCUGGGGGUGGAGGGAGGCGGUACCUCAGUCGCGGACACGGAGUCCUCGCAGAAGCAGAAUGUGACAAAAAAGGCCGAGUGGGCCGAGCGCAAGGAUCCCGCAACGGGAAAAGUGUACUAUUACAACAAGAAGACAAAGCAAACGACGUGGAAGCGGUCGGAAACCGACCUGGAGCCUGCGUGA
Trypanosoma grayi is the source of this 2202-nucleotide messenger RNA. RefSeq lists its product as hypothetical. The transcript has a single exon. Gene Ontology annotation, biological process: negative regulation of organ growth; cell migration; regulation of hippo signaling. The coding region runs from base 1 to 2202 and encodes 733 amino acids. The record is from RefSeq and is a predicted model, not a curated record. Gene Ontology annotation, molecular function: molecular adaptor activity; kinase binding. NCBI's taxonomy places the organism in Eukaryota, Euglenozoa, Kinetoplastea, Trypanosomatida, Trypanosomatidae. Gene Ontology annotation, cellular component: cytoplasm.